AUGGAUUCGAUUUUGGAGGUACAACGUCGCUUACAUGAAGAGAAAGAUCGUCUUGUCGAUAGCAUGACCAAAGAAUUGCUUUAUGAGCGAAAAUCUCAUAAAGAGAAAAUUAAUGGCGAUCAUAGACUGAAAAAUCUUAUAGAUAGAUAUCAUGAAGCUACCAAAAAAUUGCGACUUUUGUAUGAGGAUGAGGAAAAAUUACGCGAGAAAGAAAUUCGAGCAAUAGCUGGUCCCAACGAAUUUGCAGAGUUUUAUUCAAGACUAAAAUCCUUAAAGGAUGCUCAUCGCAGGAAUCCGGACGAGACCGCUGUACCAUUGAGCUUGGAAUUUCACAGAAUGAAUGAAGCAAUAGGGAACGCUGAAAUAGCUGAGAAGGAUGUUGUGGAAUUUAGAGAUGAAGAGGGUUAUGGUCGUUUUCUUGAUUUGCAUGCUAUCCAUGGGAAAUAUCUCAAUGUAAAAGGAAUUAAGAAACUGGAUUAUAUAGCAUUUUUGAACCAUUAUGAUCGUUUUGCGGAAAUACCUAUAUCUUCGAAGAAAACUGGCUCAUAUCGAGAUUAUCUUUUUUGUUUAAAGGAUUAUUUGGUUGAUUUUUUAGCACGUACUCGACCCAUUCUUGAUGUUGAAGAUGAACUAAGUCGUAUUGAUGAAGAAUUUUAUAAAAAAUGGGACGAAGGUGUGGUCCCAGGAUGGGGAAAGGAACAACAUGGAGCGUUAAUACAUGGUGGGGCUUUUCUCGACUUAUCUUCAUUUGAGUCUGCUUCUGAUUUAGCAGCUUUGGGUCUCGAUCGCUUAAAAUCAGCUCUCAUCGCUCUUGGUCUUAAAUGUGGAGGAACACUGCAAGAACGUGCGGAAAGACUAUUCGCUACAAAAGGUCAUAAACUAAGUGAUUUAGAAAUUGGGGCGUUAGCAAAGAAGAAAGAUGCAGAUUUAAAAGAGCAAAAGAAAUUACGAGAAACUGCUCGCCUAGAGGCUCACAUCCAGAAAUUGUCCUCAUUCUUGAAUGAUGAAAGAGAUGCAACAAAAGAAAACAUUGAACGAAAACAAGCAAGAGGGGCAGCGGAAAAUUUAGAUGAUGAACAAGAUAUAAGUGAAGGGUCUGAUGAAGAUGAAGAUGACAGUAUUCCUUAUAAUCCCAAAAAUCUACCUCUUGGCUGGGAUGGAAAACCCAUACCUUAUUGGUUAUAUAAGCUGCAUGGAUUAAAUAUUUCAUAUCCUUGUGAGAUUUGUGGAAAUCAGAUUUACAAAGGCCCAAAAGCAUUCCAGCGUCAUUUCAACGAGUGGCGUCAUUCACAUGGAAUGCGAUGCUUGGGCAUCCCAAAUACAGCACAUUUUGCUAAUAUUACCAAAAUCAAAGAUGCUGUUGAUCUUUGGGGUAAAAUAAGGCGUCAGAAAGAGUCCUUAAAGUGGAAUCCGGAGCAUGAUGAAGAAUUCGAAGAUAGUGAUGGUAAUGUAGUCAAUAAGCGAACUUUUGAAGAUCUCAAACGGCAAGGCUUACUUUAG
Molecule: messenger RNA, 1500 nt
Organism: Dracunculus medinensis (Guinea worm)
Lineage: Eukaryota; Metazoa; Nematoda; Chromadorea; Rhabditida; Dracunculidae
Source: the annotation of a GenBank genome assembly